Megalops cyprinoides (Indo-Pacific tarpon) is the source of this 1457-nucleotide messenger RNA. RefSeq names its product KH domain containing, RNA binding, signal transduction associated 2 (gene khdrbs2). Gene Ontology annotation, cellular component: nucleus. Gene Ontology annotation, molecular function: poly(A) binding; mRNA binding. NCBI's taxonomy places the organism in Eukaryota, Metazoa, Chordata, Actinopteri, Elopiformes, Megalopidae. The transcript is spliced from 9 exons. The record is from RefSeq and is a predicted model, not a curated record. Gene Ontology annotation, biological process: regulation of alternative mRNA splicing, via spliceosome. Bases 187 to 1236 code for a protein of 349 amino acids.
GGAGAUGGGCUUCAAGCUCUGAAUUCUUCCACAUAACAGUGCCGCGCUCAUUUGGUGAGAUUCGUUACGGCUUUUCUCGCAGCGGCGGUAUAGAAAAUUAGAACCGAGGACCGAGGCUAAUAUUCCGAGAUCCACCACUUUUUUCGUCUCACCUGCAAAAGCGGUGAAUUGGAGAGGAGACCUGUAAUGGAUCAAGACAAAUACUUACCAGAGCUGAUGGCCGAAAAAGAUAGCCUGGACCCAUCAUUUGUUCAUGCAAUGCGCCUUUUGGCUGAAGAAAUUGACAAGUAUGAAGGGGAUGAACUGAGGAAGGAUGGAGAGGUGAAGAAAUAUCUGGACGUCAUCAGCAACAAAAAUAUUAAGUUAUCCGAAAGAGUCCUCAUUCCAGUGCAACAAUACCCCAAGUUUAAUUUUGUGGGGAAACUGCUGGGACCGCGGGGCAAUUCGAUGAAGAGAUUACAAGAGGAAACGGGAGCGAAGAUGUCCAUCCUUGGAAAGGGCUCAAUGCGGGAUAAAGGCAAGGAGGAGGAACUGAGAAAAAGCGGCGAGGCAAAAUAUGCCCACUUGAGUAAUGAUCUCCACGUAUUAAUUGAAGUCUUCGCCCCACCUGGAGAGGCCUAUUCCCGUAUGAGCCAUGCCUUGGAGGAGAUUAAGAAAUUCCUAGUUCCAGACUACAAUGAUGAGAUUCGGCAGGAGCAGCUGAGGGAGCUGUCCUAUUUGAACGGAUCAGAUGACACCAGCAGAGGGAGGAGUGUCCGGGGGCGGGCCCUGCGACUGCCUACCACGACGACCACCAGGGGACGAGGAGGCGCUGCCCCACCUCCUCCCCCUGGUAGGGGAGCAGCUGCGCCAAGAGGGACAAUUGGGUCACGUGGAUCACUGCCUGUCACCCCGUCUGCAAGGGGUGUCCCGUCUCCACGGACCAGGGGGACGCCCGGGGCCCCAGGAUACAGACCCCCACUGCUGCCAGCCACACAUGAGUCUUAUGACGAUUACGGAUACGAUGACGGAUAUGACGGAGAGUACGAUGAUCAGAGCUACGAUGCAUAUGACGACAACUACAACAGCCAAUCAAAGAGCAUCUCAGAAUAUUAUGAAUACAGCCAUGGGACGAACGAUGAAACCUACGACAAUUACGCAGAAGAGGAGUGGACUGCAGCCCGCCCUAGUCUCAAAGCCCCACCGUCAAGGCUAUCGCGAGGGGGCUACAGAGAACACCCCUAUGGUAGAUAUUGAAGGUGCUCCACAUCUGUCACCUCCAACUACAGACAACUUUAGAACUGUGCAGUCCCCCACAAAAGCAAGAAAUUAAUUGGUCCUUCCUUUUUUUGAGCCUCCCCUCUCCCAUCUUCCGGGACAUCUCCUCCAGGGUUUCAUAUGCCUAACGCUCUAACCUACAACACAAUGUCAGCUUAAUUGUUUUUGUAACAUGGACUUAUUUUUAGAGAACAAGUACA